Mangifera indica (mango) is the source of this 1632-nucleotide messenger RNA. RefSeq lists its product as uncharacterized. Lineage: Eukaryota; Viridiplantae; Streptophyta; Magnoliopsida; Sapindales; Anacardiaceae. The record is from RefSeq and is a predicted model, not a curated record. Bases 1 to 1632 code for a protein of 543 amino acids. The transcript is spliced from 4 exons.
AUGGAGAUUGUAGACGAUGAUGAUGUGGAGUUUUUUAUGGUUGUAGCAAGAAGUUCACAAGAUGAGUGGGCACAUCCACAAAGUUUUCAAGAGUUUGGAGGGAAUUAUGGUGUUAAUGAUGAUAAUGACGAGAACAUGGAUGAGGAUUAUGAUGUAGAAGACGCUGGCAGAAGUCAAAGUCAUCCUUGCUACAAUGAGGCUGAAUGUAGCACAAGACGUCAUAACUUUAUGAAUAUUGGAGCAUAUUCAAGUAACAUCCAUAAUCCAAAUCCAUUUGAAUGGGUUCCUGAGCCUGCUGUUGAUGUUGAGAAUACAGGUAUUACUAACCGGGCAACACAAAGGGGCAAUUGUUUGCAAAUAAUGGGUUUUUAUAACUCCAAGGCUGAAUUGAGAGCACUAUUUCGAACGUAUGCCUUGGAGACAGGAAUUCAGUGGAAGGUUGGUCACUCCGAUAACAUACGGUACGAGCUUAAGUGCAUACACCCACAAUGUAAAUGGUGGGCACGAGCGACGAGAGAGCAAGACGGAUACUAUUGGGUCUUACGACGUAUGGAUGAGACCUACACUUGUCCGCGAGAUCAAAUAUUGCCACAUCACAGACAAGCAGGUGCCGAAUCGUUAGGUAACAUACUUAAGUCCAUGUUCGUGGUUGAUCGUAUUUAUCGACCAAAGAAAAUUAUUUCAGACAUGGCAGAUAGGUAUCGGAUUGACAUAUCGUACACGCAAGCAUGGCGUGCCAAAACAUAUGCAAUAAAUGCAUUACGAGGAUCUCCGGAAGAGUAUUUCGGUAUAUUACGUGAGUACUGUCAUAAUUUGGAGCUUAAGAACCCAGGAACUAUGACACGUAUUGAUGUCGAUCUGCAAAAUAGGUUCAAGUUUUUUUUCAUGUGUAUGGGGUGUUCUAUACGAGGGUUCCAACAAUUCUGUCGUCCGGUGAUAUGCAUUGAUGUUUCACACUUAAAAGGAAAGUAUAUUGGGUCUCUUUUCAUUGCUGUUGCCAAGGACGGUAAUAAUCAAAUUUACCCACUUGCAUUCGGUAUUGGGCACAAAGAGGGACUAGAUACAUGGACACCGUUUUUGACAUACCUUCACAUGUGCAUUGGUGAUUUGCCGGAUUUGGCUAUUAUUUCUGAUCGUCAUCAUUCAAUAAUUGCGGCGGUUGUGAACGUAAUGCCUCACGCUCGUCAUGGGUUUUGUAAUUUCCAUAUCAAGGCAUAUCGUCUCACAGACUUUCAAGCCGCUAUGAAUAGAAUUGCUAGAGUAAAUCUCGCUGCAGCAACCUAUUUGACUCACAUUGGGUAUGACAGAUGGGCACGUGUGCACUUUGGAGGAUGGCGGUACAAUAUUAUGACAACCAAUAUUGCUGAGUCCUUCAAUGCUUUAACACGGACUGCUCGCGCUUUGCCUAUCACUAUAUUGGUAGAGUUUCUUCGAAGCACGCUACAACAUUGGUUUUUCAAUAGGCGAAACAUGGCUGGUAAGAGAUCUCACCCGUUAACACCAUGGGCUGAGGACAAGCUUGCUCGGCAUGUGUUCAAAUCUGCCAACAUGAUUGUUAAACCAAUCAACAUGCAACAAUACGAAGUUCAUGACUCACGCCAACAAGUUUUCUUCGUGAAUCUUCUAUAUUGA